Molecule: messenger RNA, 2370 nt
Organism: Pteronotus mesoamericanus
Lineage: Eukaryota; Metazoa; Chordata; Mammalia; Chiroptera; Mormoopidae
Gene: CCNG1
Product: cyclin G1
Exons: 7
Coding region: 236-1123 (295 amino acids)
Biological process (GO): mitotic cell cycle phase transition; regulation of cyclin-dependent protein serine/threonine kinase activity
Cellular component (GO): nucleus; cytoplasm; cyclin-dependent protein kinase holoenzyme complex
Molecular function (GO): cyclin-dependent protein serine/threonine kinase regulator activity
Source: RefSeq, a predicted model, not a curated record
GACUCGGGAGGCUCGUCCAGGUCCCUUCGGCUCCGAGCUGACCCUGAGGAGGUUGGUGUCGUCUUUGCGGCACUGCGGAGCCCUCCACUCAGGACAGCUCCCCCUCCCCGGGCCUCUCCCCUCUUGCCCGCGAGUCUCCUCGCCUCGUAGGCCUCUUGGAUCUGAUAACGUGGGCUGAGGUGAGAGGAGGCCCGGGGAGGGUGAUUACAGCAAAGGAGCCAUAUUCGCGACCAAGAUGAUAGAGGUACUCACCACAACUGACUCUCAGAAACUGCUACACCAGCUGAAUGCACUGUUGGAACAGGAGCAGAAAUGUCAGCCAAAGGUCUGUGGCUUGAGACUAAUUGAAUCUGCACAUGAGAAGGGCCUCAGGAUGACUGCAAGACUAAGGGACUUUGAAGUAAAAGAUCUUCUUAGUCUAACUCAGUUCUUUGGCUUCGACACAGAGACGUUUUCUCUAGCUGUGAAUAUACUGGACAGAUUCCUGUCCAAAAUGAAGGUACAGCCCAAGCACCUUGGGUGUGUUGGACUAAGCUGCUUUUACCUGGCUGUAAAAUCAAUAGAAGAGGAAAGGAAUGUCCCAUUGGCAAGUGACUUGAUCCGCAUAAGCCAGUAUAGGUUCACAGUUUCAGACCUCAUGAGAAUGGAAAAGAUCGUGUUGGAGAAGGUGUGUUGGAAAGUCAAAGCUACUACUGCCUUUCAAUUUCUGCAACUCUAUUUUUCGCUCAUUCACGAGAACUUACCAUUUGAAAGGAGGAAUAGCCUUAAUUUUGAAAGAUUAGAAGCUCAACUUAAGGCAUGCCACUGCAGGAUCAUAUUUUCUAAAGCAAAGCCUUCUGUGUUGGCACUGUCUAUCAUCGCACUGGAGAUCCAAGCACAGAAGUGUGUAGAGUUAACAGAAGAGGUAGAAUGUCUUCAGAAACAUUCCAAGAUAAAUGGCAGAGAUUUGACCUUCUGGCAAGAGCUCGUAUCCAAGUGUUUAACUGAGUAUUCAUCAGAUAAGUGUUCCAAGCCAAACGUUCAGAAGUUGAAAUGGAUUGUUUCUGGGCGAACUGCACGGCAACUGAAGCAUAGUUACUACAGAAUAACCCACCUUCCGACAAUUCCUGAAACGGUUCCUUAAUAGGAUAAUUGCAGCAACAAAAGCUCUUCCCUGGAGCCAUUCUCCAUGAUCCUGAAGUAUGGAUUCCAUGUUACAGUGGAUUUAAGCUGUGCAUCCUCAAAACAUCACAACUUGAUUAGCAUUGAUGUCCUCAGAUUUGGGAAAACUGCCUAGUUAACAUUACGCUAUAGUGGAAUUAUGCUUAAAUUGGAAUUCAUCUGAGGCAUACAAACAAUGCCAAGAACAUAAUGUGAAAUGUUAAUAAGUCUGGGAAGGUAAACUGUUAAUCUUCAUUCCUAACAUUGAUCCAACUUUCCAUAUUGGGUCAGUCUAUUUCAGUGCUAUUAAAAAUGAAAACCUACUUAAUUUAAAUUUUGAAUGAUGAGGUUUACAUCAACACCAACAUUUCACAAAUGCACCUAGAAGACAUGAUAAGGGUCACUAUUUUAAGCAGUGAAAAUGGUUUCUUAGCAUCCAUAACACAAUAGAUUAUCCAGAGAUGUGGACUUCAUUGCUUCGUGCGACUUAACAUUUAAAUUUGAGGGCAUUUUAUAUGAAGCGAAACUACACACCUAGUAAUUUUGGCAUAUUAAUUUAUCUUUAAUGUUCUUCCUAGAAAACAGGUGACAUUUGUGUCCAGGAAAAUUUUUUACACAAAAUCUGUUUCAAUAUGGUCCCAUUGAGAAGAUGUUUUAUUGUAUUAGUGACUCAAAAUAAAUUAAUAUCACUCCGAAACUUGCUAAUUUAACACUCCAGAAGUUUUUACUAAGGACUGUUUUUAUAAAACUGCCAUUGCUUCUAAUUUAGAAUUGUGUUCAAAAAGGAAGGGAAUAUACUUUCACUAACUUCCUCUACUGUGCAAACCAAAACGCCUAAGUAAAUGCACAUCUUCAUAGUCAUGACGCUGCUGAGAUCGGGUUCAGGAUUUUCUAGUAAGUCAGUGAACAUAAAGAGGUCUGCAGUGCUAACAGUGUCACGGAUCGUACUCAGUGCAGUGUGUAGCCGGGGCCCAUCCAGGAUGACUGUACCCAAUUUUGACAUCAUGUUAUGGAUAACCAUAUACUGUAAAAUAAACCAAAGAACCACAGUAUAUCUUAUAGUUUUGUAAACAAUGUUUUGUGGAUAAUCUCAGUUUUCCCAAAAGGCUGAUACAUUUCAAUAUUUUGAUGACAUCUGUGUUAAUUUUGAGUUGGCAGAGGUAACCUAACCAACUACCAUUAUGCUUUGGUAUUAAGGGAUAUACAUUUUAAUAAAGUAACUGAAAUGCA